AUGAAUCCAGCAGACGAGCUCAUCGACAAAGAGGUUGCCUUUCCUGGCGGACCUUGGUUGCAUGCCCAUAUGGACAUUCUCUCCAAGAUCGCGGGUGCAGAGGCCCUCGUCGCUGAGGACAACUGGGAGUUUGUUGCAGCUUCGGAUCGUGUCAAGCAGAGGACUGGCGCCCGAUUUGUUUACGCAAUUCUCACCCCUGUUCGUUCGGAGGGAUCAAGCGUCGUUUCUCGCAGGGUUUUCAUUCCCAUUUUCGAGCUCGGCCAGAAUGGCAUGGCCAAUGACAACUGA
Purpureocillium lilacinum is the source of this 288-nucleotide messenger RNA. Lineage: Eukaryota; Fungi; Ascomycota; Sordariomycetes; Hypocreales; Ophiocordycipitaceae. The record is from RefSeq and is a predicted model, not a curated record.